AUGGACCCUAGCCACGUACCCACCAACACUGAGGCCGAGCUUGAAUCUUUCCGCCAGAAAUGGAGGGAGGAAGUUACUGCCAGAGCUAAAGGCAAGGCACCCGUAGCUUCGGCGUCGACAAGUAAUACUGCAUCCGCUAGCAAACCUCAUACGGCCAAGGGUAAUGCGCGGGAUGCAGGACCUCACAGUCACGUUCGCCAGCGGAGCGUGAAAGAUGUAGAUGAGGUAGCACCCUACGUAUAUGACGACUUGGGCGAAAAGAAGCAUGGUCGGAGGUUGGAUGAAACUAGCGCUCAGGCUGUUGCCGCUUCUGCUGAGGGCAUACAGCCUGGUUCUGCUUUGGAACACUACGAAAAGGCUGUAGAGAAGGAGACUCAAGGAAGCUUGGGAGACAGCGUGAACUUGUAUAGAAAGGCCUUCAAGCUUGAUUCCGAAGUCCACGAAGUAUACAAAGCGAAGCACUUUCCGCCUUCGUAUUUCAAGAAAUUUCAAGGCGCGAAGCAAUCGACGCCUACCCCAGGAUCAACAUCAUCACGAGCAGCAGAACCAACGUCACUCCCCAAACCUCAAGACCCCAACCCCUCUAAUGCCUCCGUUACAGUGCCCAACACCGCCCACCACUCCCUAACCGGCCACUCCUCUGCCCUCCAAUCCCUCAUCGGCGAAUUUUCCUCCCUCUCAAUCCAAGGUGAACCGCCACCAACAGACCUUAGCCCUGCCCCACCGUGUCCUAUCUCCAAGAUCCCCGAGGAGAUUUUGGUAGAGGUUCUGGAGCAUCUUGCUGUUCAAGAUGUAGCAUCUUUCGUCCGUCUAGCCCAAGUUUGCAAGCGACUGGCUUAUCUUGUCGUCACCGAGGACCGGGUAUGGAAACGUCUCGCAUUAGGGCAUGAGUACGGGUUCGCGGCAAUGCACUACAGUUGGUCCUGUCAGGUUGACGGGAAACCACUUGGCGUUGAAGGACAGGGCGAGCAUAUGCUAGGCUCCAGUGACGAUAUGCCAUCCGACACCGACGAGUUCGAGCCUAGUCCACCGCCCCCAUCGCCUACGACACUUACACAAAUGCUCGUCCCAAAUUCAUACCCAACUUACCGCAACCUCUUCCGUCUCCGCCCCCGUAUCCGCUUCAACGGCUGCUACAUCAGCACUGUCAAUUACUCUCGCCCAGGCCAAUCGUCUCCCACAAGCGUGUCCUGGAACUCACCCAUCCACAUCGUAACAUACUACCGCUACUUGCGCUUCCUACGCGAUGGCACAUGCAUGUCACUACUCACGACUUCUGAACCCGCAGACGUAGUCCCCUACCUAUACAUGGAGCACAUGCACAAAUCCCACGGCGCCCUCCUUUCUGCGCCAAUGAAAGACGCUCUCCUCGGACGCUGGAGACUAACAGGACCUGCUGUGCCUCGUGACGAAGACGAAGGAGAGAAAGAGGGCACGCUUCUUGUCGAGACGGCGGGUGCAACACCAAAGUACAUGUACAAGAUGGCCCUUAGCUUUGGCAGUGCGGGCAGAGGGGCCAAGAAUAACAAGCUCGCUUGGCAGGGGUACUGGAGUUAUAAUCGGUUGACAGAUGAUUGGGGGGAGUUUGGGCUGAAGAACGAUCGGCCUUUUUACUGGAGUAGGGUUAAGAGCUACGGCAUGAGCUGGGAUGAAGGAGGGAUGAAGGAGAAGAAGUAG
Molecule: messenger RNA, 1677 nt
Organism: Cucurbitaria berberidis CBS 394.84
Lineage: Eukaryota; Fungi; Ascomycota; Dothideomycetes; Pleosporales; Cucurbitariaceae
Exons: 2
Coding region: 1-1677 (558 amino acids)
Biological process (GO): SCF-dependent proteasomal ubiquitin-dependent protein catabolic process
Cellular component (GO): SCF ubiquitin ligase complex
Molecular function (GO): protein binding
Source: RefSeq, a predicted model, not a curated record